AUGUCGAGCAUCAUGACAUUUGGAUUAGAGCCGCGAGAUGCCGCGGCGGAUGCUGCCUACAAGUCCACAGUUGAAUUAUGGACGUUAUAUUCAAUUGGCGUUGCCGUGACAAUUCUUAGAACAUACGCUCGGAGCAGAGCCGGGGGAUGGAGGAAUUUACGACUCGACGAUUAUGUUAUAUGGGUUGCAAUUAUACUCUAUACUGCACAGACGUCGCUUGCUUAUAGUGUGGGCAAUGUAUCUAAUGGCCUCGCCAACAAUGGCAUGACAACCGCCCAGCGAGAGGCACUACACCCAGACAACCCAAUGUACAGGGCCAGAGUAAUUGGCUCCAAGAUUCAAAUCGCGGGCUGGACCACUUAUUCGGCAUUGAUUAAUUCACUCAAGUUGUCCAUGCUGGCAUUCUACGUUCGACUAAUGGAUGGCCUUGGCCGGCGCUAUCGAAUUCCCAUUUAUGUUGGGUUUGCCCUUGUCAUCGGGAGCUUUGUCGCAAGUGUCAUCACAAUAUUUAGCGCAUGCCGACCAUUCCACAAAAACUGGCAGAUCAAUCCAGAUCCCGGCAACGUGUGCCAACCGGCCAUUUCCAAGCCGGUCAUCGCAGUAACGUUCGCCGCUAACCUCAUUACCGAUCCAUAUCUUAUAUUCAUCCCGAUUCCCAUGCUUUGGCAAUCGAGUCUGAAGCCUUUGAAGAAAAUCGCGGCCACUAUCGUACUCAGUGCGGGUAUCUUUAUUCUUGUUUGCGCCACUAUCAAGAGUGUUUUUCUCCUAGUGGAUCCUGAAGACGGUGCACAACUCGCCAAUGAAUGGGGAACCCGCGAAACGUUCGUCGCAGUCGUCACGACCAAUCUUCCCAUGAUCUUUCACCUGUUCAGAAUUUGGCUCAGCAAAAUUUUCGGCAGCCAGUUUCAGUCGUCCCAAAAGACACAUAAAUCGCCCUCGGGUGGUUUCCGGAGCAUUGGUGGCGGCGGCGACUAUGCUAGUCGGAAGGGUCACGGUCCUGCGAGUACGGAUCCUAUGACCAUUGGUAUGUCAUUUACCGAGAGUGAGGAACGGAUGAUGGAAGACGUUAAAAUGCAGAACUUGAAGGCAUAUCCGGCACCUAUGUCUGGCAACCCGGCCUCGGGUGCUAUCGUGGUCUCCAAUCAGAUUGAUAUCACCCAUGAGACUCGGACUAAUCACAAUAGUAAACAGACUGGGAAAAAGUCACCUGAGGCAUGGUAA
This is a messenger RNA of Penicillium samsonianum, 1221 nucleotides long. RefSeq lists its product as uncharacterized. The transcript has 6 exons. Bases 1 to 1221 code for a protein of 406 amino acids. The record is from RefSeq and is a predicted model, not a curated record. Lineage: Eukaryota; Fungi; Ascomycota; Eurotiomycetes; Eurotiales; Aspergillaceae.